This is a messenger RNA of Malus domestica (apple), 795 nucleotides long. The record is from RefSeq and is a predicted model, not a curated record. NCBI's taxonomy places the organism in Eukaryota, Viridiplantae, Streptophyta, Magnoliopsida, Rosales, Rosaceae.
AUGGCUGAUUACUCGUCGCUGCUAACCGCAUACGACGGUCCCGAGACCGCCAGUUCGAAGCCUUCACGCGUCACCUCUCUUGAUGUGUUCCGCGGCCUCUGCGUCUUCCUAAUGAUGCUAGUUGAUUACGGUGGCUCAAUUCUUCCGAUUAUCGCUCAUUUCCCAUGGAAUGGGCUCCAUUUGGCUGACUUUGUUAUGCCUUUCUUUUUAUUCAUUGCCGGCGUUUCUCUUGCUCUUGUAUACAAGAGAGUGACAAACAGGGUAGAAGCUACAUGGAAGGCGGUGUUUAAGGCUGUAAAACUUUUUCUUCUAGGAGUCAUGCUUCAAGGUGGUUAUUUCCAUGGAGUAGCAUCUUUGACUUAUGGAGUUGACAUUGAAAGAAUACGGUGGUCUGGCAUUUUGCAGAGGAUAGCUAUUGGAUAUAUUGCGGCAACUUUAUGCGAGAUCUGGCUUUCACGCCAGACAUUGGGGGAGGUGGGAUUUUUCAGGACUUAUUACUGGCACUGGUGUGUCAUCUUUUCAUUAUCAGCAAUAUAUGCUGGGUUACCGCCGGGAACCUCGGAGAGACGGCUUUCGACAAGUUGCUUAUCUCUUCUGAGUCCUCCAUUGACGACCACACCACUCUUAACGUUGGCCGGUGCGUUAGAAGCUGGACUCGAAGGGCCUCCUCACAAGGAGCAGAAGCUAGACUCGAAUAGUAGAGAGCUGCUGGCGUGGGCUCUGGUCAAGGUGGAUCUUAAAGCUCAAAAUCUACAGAAGAACGUCAAUCAAGAAAAGCAAGUGCUGUCACUUUAG